This is a messenger RNA of Pseudophryne corroboree (corroboree frog), 2079 nucleotides long. It is a transcript of the gene PRPF31, whose product is annotated as pre-mRNA processing factor 31. The transcript is spliced from 14 exons. Gene Ontology annotation, cellular component: U4 snRNP; precatalytic spliceosome; U4/U6 x U5 tri-snRNP complex. Gene Ontology annotation, biological process: spliceosomal tri-snRNP complex assembly; mRNA splicing, via spliceosome. The record is from RefSeq and is a predicted model, not a curated record. Lineage: Eukaryota; Metazoa; Chordata; Amphibia; Anura; Myobatrachidae. The coding region runs from base 99 to 1616 and encodes 505 amino acids.
CGGUAAAAGAUAGCUGCAGCAGCACCCAACCAAGAUAUUUCUGUAGCCGCAGCAGGUGGGAGUGGAAAGCGCUGAGUCUGUGGAUAACGUGGUAAAAUAUGUCUUUGGCGGAUGAAUUGCUGGCUGACUUGGAGGAGGCAGCAGAGGAAGAGGAAGAAAACGUAAUAAAUGAGGAUGAUUUGGAGACCAUUGAAGAUGUGCAGGAGGAGAUGCAGAUUGACCUUAAUGCAGAGUCGGUGAAAAGUAUAGCCAAGCUAUGGGACAGCAAACAGUUUUCAGAAAUUCUGGUCAAGAUUGAAGAAUAUGUGAAAAAGCAGCCCAAAGCAUCUGAAGUCAUGGGACCUGUGGAAGCCGCUCCUGAGUACAAAGUGAUCGUUGAUGCAAACAAUUUGACUGUGGAAAUAGAGAAUGAGUUGAAUAUCAUACAUAAAUUUAUCAGAGAUAAAUAUUCUAAAAGAUUUCCUGAACUGGAGUCCUUGGUCCCAAAUGCCCUGGACUACAUAAGAACAGUGAAGGAGUUGGGGAACAGUUUAGAUAAAUGCAAGAACAACGAGAAUCUUCAACAAAUACUUACCAAUGCGACUAUAAUGGUUGUCAGCGUAACUGCCUCCACUACCCAAGGGCAACAGCUGACUGAUGAUGAAUUGCAGCAUAUUGAAGAAGCCUGUGAUAUGGCACUGGAACUGAACCAAUCCAAGCACAGAAUCUAUGAGUACGUGGAAUCUCGCAUGUCUUUCAUUGCUCCCAAUCUCUCCAUCAUUGUUGGGGCUUCAACUGCAGCCAAAAUAAUGGGUGUAGCUGGUGGCCUUACAAACCUCUCAAAGAUGCCUGCCUGUAAUGUCAUGCUCUUGGGUGCUCAGAGGAAAACGUUGUCUGGGUUCUCUAGUAACUCCGUGCUGCCGCACACAGGUUACAUCUAUCAUAGUGAUAUUGUCCAGGCCUUGCCAUCGGACUUGCAUCGAAAGGCAGCGAGAUUAGUUUCUGCAAAAUGCACAUUGGCAGCACGUGUAGAUAGUUUCCACGAGAGCUCUGAAGGAAAGUCCAUGUCUCCUCCCUUACAGGUUGGCUAUGACCUAAAAGAAGAGAUUGAAAGAAAGUUUGAUAAAUGGCAAGAACCUCCCCCAGUCAAGCAGGUGAAACCUCUACCAGCUCCACUUGAUGGGCAGAGAAAGAAACGUGGUGGUCGCAGAUACCGGAAAAUGAAAGAACGAUUGGGGUUAACAGAAAUCCGUAAACAGGCUAAUAGGAUGAGUUUUGGAGAGAUUGAAGAAGAUGCAUACCAGGAAGAUCUGGGUUUCAGCUUAGGGCAUCUUGGGAAAUCUGGAAGCGGAAGAAUACGUCAAGCCCAGGUCAAUGAAGCAACAAAGGCCAAAAUCUCCAAAACAUUACAGCGUACACUGCAGAAGCAAAGUGUGGUUUAUGGUGGAAAGUCCACAAUAAGAGACCGGUCUUCAGGUACUGCAUCCAGCGUUGCCUUUACCCCCCUUCAGGGUCUGGAGAUCGUUAAUCCUCAAGCUGCAGAGAAGAAGGUGGCAGAGGCAAAUCAGAAAUAUUUUUCCAGCAUGGCAGAGUUCCUGAAAGUGAAGCACGAAAAGAGCGGGACAAUGACAGAAUGACAGUUGGGUCGUCUGUCCAUUCAGUAUGGUGGGAUAUGGUUACUAUAUACUUUGGUAAAACCAGAAACUGUCAGGCUAUCCAGAUCUCCUGCGCAAGUUGGAACAGAUUUCAUCAAUUUUAGAAUUUACCUUCAUAAAACUGCAUGGAAGUAUGAGAUGAAUUACAGCAAUGUCAGUAACGUUUGACCUGGAAGUGAUCUGAUAAUAGAUCCCUUGAAUGAAGAAGUAGUUCCACAUGAAGACUUGCCACCUCCUCUUCUUGAUUGACCUGUGUCUUGUAAUGUAGACAUGACUGUACGAAGGGGGUUAUAAAGGAGAAUUUGAGAUGUGACGUAAGUGAUGGCAGCACGGGAGAAAUGCUUUAUGUUCAAUAGGCUCAACAUGUAUUUUAUUUUUCCUUACUUUGUAUUUUUUGUCAGUGCUUUUAUGAUUUUUGUAUAGAAUAAAUGAUUCUGUAUUCAAA